Molecule: messenger RNA, 3499 nt
Organism: Cryptotermes secundus
Lineage: Eukaryota; Metazoa; Arthropoda; Insecta; Blattodea; Kalotermitidae
Gene: cysu
Product: peroxidase
Exons: 19
Coding region: 1-2610 (869 amino acids)
Biological process (GO): response to oxidative stress
Molecular function (GO): heme binding; peroxidase activity
Source: RefSeq, a predicted model, not a curated record
AUGACGAUGCCUCAGAAUCCAAGCAAGGGACGGCAGUGGGCUCCCUGGCAACAGGAGCACACGAGAACUAAUGGGGAGCACGUGACAGGAGGAGCUUCAAAUUACGGGGGUGAUCAGCUCAUGGAGCAUGAGAUGGGCUGGACUACACGGCGCAACAUCGCACUACCGUGGGAGAGUCUCACAGAGCAGGCCAGUGUAGCGGUAACAGGAACAGCUCUGUCGGACUGGGAAAGUCAGGCAUCAUGGCAGUUACGACGUAGCGGGCGGCGUCCGUUCCCUCUAACAGGCGGUGUGCAUCCGCAGGCUCGAAAAUGGGUCAAGGAAGUGCAGUGUACUGCGCAGGCGCCUGUUCAGCGCUCAUUAUGGGUGAUCACCGUCUGCGCAUUGCUAUCUGCGCACUGCUGCGCGCAGUUUACGCCCCUCGUCGCCAGCUCGGAGAGCGAGUGCGCCCUGCUUCUGGAGGGUCCCGGCAGGACAAGCGCAUUUGACUACAACCUGAACGCACUCAGAGGAACUUUUGGUUACGGCGGCCAGCACACCUGCAUCACUUACGACGCCGUCAACCAGGCGUACAUCCAGGCGAGGAAGCGCAUCAACGUCGCCCAGCCCAAGACGCCAAUCUGGAAGACGGAGGAGAUAGCGACGGUGGGAGAGCUCCUGCUGGACAUAUCCAUCAACCUCGCCAAAACGUACGGCCUCAGUUACGAAGACAUCGAGAAGGGACUGCCGCUGAUCGACACGUCCAAGACGCUCAUCAGGGAGGUAUGCCCGCCGUUCCUGGCGAACGUGGAAUGCCGCCCGGGGAAGUACCGGCGGUACGAUGGCCUGUGCUCCAACCUGCAGCACCCUACGUGGGGCGCCACCAUGACACCUUUCACAAGGCUGGUGGGCCCCCUGUACGCGGACGGCAUGACGGCCCCGAGGAUCAGUGUGAUGGGGACGCAGCUCCCACUGCCCAGGAUCGUGUCCAGGACGGUACACCCAGACGAGGGCUUCCAUGACCACGCGGGGACGGUGAUGGUGGUGGCCUGGGGGCAGUUCAUGGAUCACGACUACACGCUGACAGCCACGCCUCUGGACCCACUGAACCGCAAUGAGCCUGAGGAGUGCUGCAACAGGCCAGCCCAUCUUAAGAACCCCUACUGCCUCGAGAUACAUAUCCCAGCCGACGACUACUUCUACAGCCUGUUUGGUUUGCGAUGCCAGGACUUUGUGCGGGGCUUUCCUGCUGUCAGGCCUGGCUGCAGGCUUGGUUCAAGGGCUCCAUUCAACACUCUGACAGGAGUUUUAGAUGGCAACACGGUUUAUGGAGUUUCUGAAAAGUUUGCUAGACACCUGAGGGCAGGAUAUGGUGGCCUCUUGCGAAUGAACCCUGUAUUCACAGAGUUUGGACUGAAGGAUCUACUGCCACUUAAACUGGAUAUACCUGAUGAGGGCUGUACACGUCCCAACAGGUCCAUGUACUGUUUUGAGGGAGGUGAGAUUCGAGUGAACGAGCAGUUGGUCCUGACAUGUAUGCACACCCUCAUGGCAAGAGAACACAAUCGUGUGGCUCAUGCUCUGUCUCAGAUCAACCCUCACUGGGAUGAUGAAACGCUAUACCAGGAGGCUCGGCGCAUUGUCAUUGCUGAGAUCCAACACAUAACCUACAACGAGUUCCUACCAAUCAUCCUAGGCAAAGAAGUCAUGGAGAAGUUUGGACUCCUUACACAGAAAGAGGGAUACUGGGAUGGAUACGACCCGAAUGUCAAUCCCAAUGUAAUCGAUGCAUUCGCUGCAGCUGCCUUCAGAUUUGGUCAUUCUCUCUUGCCUACAGCCAUCGAGCGAUGGAGUAAAGCACACAAGUUCAUCGCUUCUCGACGGCUUUCUGACCUGAUACGACAACCUUACGACUUGUACCGUGCUGGGGUUCUGGAUGAGUACUUCAUGGGACUAAUGAAUCAGGUUGCACAAGCGAUGGAUGAUUCUGUCACACAGGAGGUAACAAACCACUUGUUCAAGAAACCAGGAGCACGUUUUGGGAUGGAUUUGGCUUCAUUUAACAUGCAGAGAGGUCGUGAAUUUGGUCUCCCUGGAUAUAUGGAAUUCAGGAAAUUCUGUGGACUUCCUGAUGCUCACUCUUUUGAUGAACUUUUUGGCUCAAUGUCUAAUGAAACCAUCAGGAGAUAUGCUUCAAUCUAUGAGCAUCCCUCUGACGUGGACCUCUGGUCUGGGGGUGUCUCUGAGAGGCCCCUGCCUGGCAGCAUGGUCGGACCGACAUUUGCCUGCAUUAUUGCCACGCAGUUCAGCUACUCCAGACGUGGCGACAGGUUCUGGUAUGAGCUGGGUAACCAGCCUUCUUCCUUUACUCCAGAGCAACUGCAGGAGAUCAGGAAGGCAAAGCUGUCUCGUGUCAUUUGUGACAACACUGACCUAAUUGACACCAUUCAGGUGUAUCCCAUGGUACUACCAGACCAUGAGAUAAACCCAAGAGUGCCAUGUCGAAGUGGGGUAAUCCCAGGUAUCGAUCUCACCAAGUGGGCAGACUUCGCUGCACCUGCCGCUGUCCCUGGAGCAACGCCGUUCGUGAGUAACUUAGCUUCCAUCUUCGACCACAUUGGCAAGAAGUAGACCCUGCACACAGCAAUGGACAUGGCUCCCCUACGCAAUGUACAUUUCUACACUCAAGAUGGAGUGCUUUUGUGUGUACCAGUUGGUAUUGGGUAUCGGUAUGAGUGUGUAUGUGUAUAUAGCAGAGCGUCACAAGUUUUUACUAAAGAAACAAAACUAAAAAAGUGUAUAUACUAGUAAAUACUACAACUGUGGGAAGGUAAGAUGUGCCAGGUCAAGUCAAAUAACAGUGAAUCUUCUUAGAAACAUUCUUAAAUACAGAGAAAGGUGAAAGUACAGAAUCAGGCAAGUCACACAGCCUCCUGACUUCUGGAAUGGCUGAAUUCUUUCACUGAGUAACCAAUUCUGCAAUAAGGUAUCCAUUAACUUAAACAUGCAGUAGGAGGCUUUGAUAGAUGCUGUAUGUCAGAUGUCACUUUGUGUACAUACAUAAAUAUAGAUAGACUCUCGUUUGAGCAUUACAGCGGAGAGUUUAACUAUAACAGAGCAUUUACAGUUGGUAAUGCAAAUAAAUGUUUCAGACAUCAUCCCUUGACAUGUGUUCUAGCUAGAUGUGAUUUCUAUUGAACUUCUGCAUCAAGUAUGAGAGCAAAAAAAUGCACAAGCUUCCUUUAGCCGCGCACUGUACCACACACUUCAUCUCUUUGCUUGUAAAUACACAUUAAUCAUAACAUGCCAUGCCUGAAUUGCAUAUUUCUUGAAUAGAUUUCCCUCAGUGUUUCUGUUUUAAACUGAAUAAAAUCACCAAAAUAUGUUCAAUAUUUUCUGAGUGACAAGAUAUGUAUAUUUUGGGGAGAAGUCUAACGUUUCAGAAACAUCCUCUGUCAACAUCAUCAGGGAAUGAUUCCCUGAUGAUUACCAUUUCUCUGAAGCAUUGGACUCUGCUAUG